This is a messenger RNA of Fraxinus pennsylvanica, 795 nucleotides long. The record is from the annotation of a GenBank genome assembly. Lineage: Eukaryota; Viridiplantae; Streptophyta; Magnoliopsida; Lamiales; Oleaceae.
AUGUUGUCGACUGCUCAAGAUGGAGCAUUUAACUCUGAGACAUCUCCCACCACUCUCAAGUGCCGCCGAAAGAAACGCACCAAAUUAAUCAAAAUUGACAAUUCUCCCACUUCCAGUACUAGUGCCAUAAUUUCUAAGCUCAAAUAUGUGAAGCCAGAUCCUAUUGCACCCAAGAUCACCAGGCCCUGUACAGAGUGUGGCAAGAGGUUUUGGUCAUGGAAGGCACUUUUUGGUCACAUGCGCUGCCACCCCAAGGGCCAAUGGCGCUGCAUUAACCUUCCGCCCGAACUUAGGAAGCCUGAAAGGGAUACCAUAGUCACUGAGAGUGAAGCAGAGGAAGCUUCCGUAAUGACGAAGGAAGAUUACGAGGUGGAAUACUCUGAUACUGCUGUUGUUGAUUUGAGUGAAAGUGUGAAUGUGAAUUGCCGAUUCAAGUGCUUGAGUUGCAAGAAAGUGUUUGGUUCUCGGCAGGCUUUAGGGGGUCACAGAGCAAGUUACAUAAAUAUCAAGGGUUGUUAUGCCAUUACGAAGAAUAAAGGGGAAGUAGAAGAAAACUGCAUCAAUGAAUUAGUAGAUAUUGGUAGUGAAUGGGAGGUGAAGGAGCAUAGUGGUAGGGAUGAUAAAAUAACGAUUCCUGAUGCUCAUGAUAUUUCAGAAUCUACUGAUCAUUUUCUUGACCUUAAUUCAGAUAUUCAUGAUCCUUAUGAUCAUUCCUCACCCCAUUCAAACCUACAGAACUCUUUGCAAUCUGCUGAGGAUUGCAUCCCACCUCAAACAACACCUCAUGAUUCCUAG